Ramularia collo-cygni is the source of this 417-nucleotide messenger RNA. RefSeq lists its product as uncharacterized. The transcript is spliced from 3 exons. The coding region runs from base 1 to 417 and encodes 138 amino acids. The record is from RefSeq and is a predicted model, not a curated record. Lineage: Eukaryota; Fungi; Ascomycota; Dothideomycetes; Mycosphaerellales; Mycosphaerellaceae.
AUGCAGUUUAACGCCGCUGUAAUCGCUUCCCUGUGGAUGGCUCUAGCAGCUACAGCAUCCGCCAGAGAAUGCAAAUUCGCUGCCUCAGUAACCCAGAGCCAGCGCAACGGCUGCGCCCGCUGCCCACCAGCAACCAACUUUCAGGGCACAGCCUCUCUCAGGAUUGACGGUGUGCGAGUUUGGGAGGAGAUCGGUGGUACCGACCAAUAUGGAGCCCUCAGCAAUGGUGAUGGAUAUGCCUGGGAGGUCGAUGGUGUGAGCUUUCAUGUGCGAGCUCUGGGAAUCCCGGCAUUGGCUAGUGAGCCCAAGUGUACUCUGACGAGAUUGAAUGUGGACUAUCCGGGCGUCGGCAGGAAGGAAUCCGGCGGGGCUACCUUGAGGGAUGCGCUGUACUGUGAUUGGGAGUGGGAGUGUUAG